CAUAAUUAAUGUACCAAUUCUCUUCAUCAGUACCUCAAAAGCCUUCAAAUUUGUCUUCUCCGCAACUUCCCAUCUACACCAUUCCUUUUGAUUUCACUCUUUAACCUUCAAAAAAUAUCAUCUCAUCAUCUCGCCAUUUCCCCAAAGGAAUUAAUUCAUCUUCAGAAUCACCCAUGGAAGCUGCGACAAUCACCUCUUCUCUUCAUCUACUUCACCUUCCAACCACUCUCGUCAAGCCGCCGAGAUCGAGAUUAUUAUCGUCCAAUAAUUUCAAGAUCACCACGACGCAACGAAAUGUGUUCAGGAAUAACUGCGGAUCACUCCACACGGCUAUGGCGUCCGACGACGUUGUGACUUCGGAACGACGGAAGAUGGAGGAGGAGAAGUUUGAUUGGUUUUCGGAGUGGUAUCCGGUGAUGCCGGUGUGCGACUUGGACAAGAAAGUACCGACUGGGAAGAAGGUUUUGGGGUUGGAUUUGGUGGUGUGGUGGGAUAGGAAUGAGAAUGCGUGGAAGGUGUUUGAUGAUAGUUGUCCUCAUAGAUUGGCGCCGUUGUCGGAAGGGAGGAUCGAUCAAUGGGGGAGGUUGCAGUGUGUGUACCAUGGAUGGUGCUUCAAUGGCUCGGGUGAUUGUAAAUUCAUCCCCCAAGCGCCCCCUGAUGGCCCUCCGGUGGAAUUGGCGGUUAACAGAAGCGCACUUUUGUCGGUUCACUCGUCCAAGAAGGCAUGUGCCGCUGUAUAUCCGAGCACGACGCAGAACGGCAUAGUGUGGUUCUGGCCAAACUUGGACCCCAAAUUCAAAGAUAUUAUUAUGGAGAAGAAACCUCCCUUUAUUCCGGAGCUAGACGACCCAUCUUAUGUCAAGUUAGAGGGGAAUAGGGAUAUGGCAUACGGGUAUGAGGUACUGAUUGAAAAUCUUAUGGACCUUGCCCAUCUUCCAUACGCUCACUACGGGAUAAUGCCAGCCCCGCCACCAAUGAAAAACAGAGUGAACACUGACAGGGAACGUGGCAGACCGCUUGAAAUGGUCGUUGAAAAGUUGAAAGCAGAUGGUUUUGUUGGCAAAGACGAAACGCUCCGUCACAAAUUUUUUGCACCUUGUGUCUAUUAUUACUUCACUGAUCCAGAGCUGGUUCAAGGAAAUGUAGAGAGCAAGAAGGAUGGAUCUGUAUCGUCAACUGCAAAUGUAAAGAAACCGCCAACUGAAAUCUCGAGAAGAACAUUCUUGGCUUUUUUCUGCAUCCCGGUUAGUCCAGGUAAAAGCAGAUUGAUCUGGGCCUUCCCUAUUAACUUGGAUAAAUGGGUACAUUUUAUUGUCCCACGAUGGAUUUUUCAUAUAGUACAGAACUUGAUUCUAGAUUCAGACAUGUAUCUUCUUCAUGUUGAGGAGCAUAAAUAUGAGGAAAUAGGCACUUCCAAUUGGCAUAAAGCUUGUUAUGUGCCAGUAAAAUCAGAUGCUUUCGUUGUUGGAUUUAGAAGAUGGUUGAACAAGUAUGCUGGUGGUCAAGUUGAUUGGGGAGGCAAAUAUUCUGGCUCCCUUCCUUCACUUUCUCCUAGAGCACUAGUGUUAGAAAGGUACUGGAGCCAUGUGGUGAAUUGCAAGAGCUGCAAUGGAGCAUAUAAAGCUCUAAAUAAAGCUGAGGUGAGUCUUCAGGUGAUCUCCAUAGCUGCAAUUGGAGUUUUGGCAUUGACACAAAAUGGAGUAAUUUCAGCAAAAGUUAGAGCCACCAUUUUCAUCAUUGCAAUAGUCUGUUUUGCUGCUUCAAAGUGGUUAUCCCAUUUCAUUCAAGAAACUUUCCGCUUCCGUGACUACAUUCAUGCCUUGGUUUGACUCUUUUCUUCUUGUCUUUCUUCAUGAACAACUCACUUAUAUUCUAUCUUGUACAUAUUCAAAUCAUCAAGUUCAAUAAGCCGAUCAUAUCGACAAAGUUGAAUAUUCGUAUUUUAUUUGCUAAGUUGUAUUCGAAUUGACAUUUUUAGAAAGAUUCAAGUUUGAAUUAUUUUUUUUAA
Molecule: messenger RNA, 2008 nt
Organism: Cucumis sativus (cucumber)
Lineage: Eukaryota; Viridiplantae; Streptophyta; Magnoliopsida; Cucurbitales; Cucurbitaceae
Product: protochlorophyllide-dependent translocon component 52, chloroplastic
Exons: 8
Coding region: 174-1829 (551 amino acids)
Molecular function (GO): chlorophyllide a oxygenase activity; 2 iron, 2 sulfur cluster binding
Source: RefSeq, a predicted model, not a curated record